AAAGAAGGACGACCGCGGUACGCGUAAUCGAUAAUUUUACAUUUUAUUUAUCCCCUCGAUAUCCCCCUUUUCCUUUCUUUCCCAGAAAUUGAUUUCGUGCCACCGCCGGGCGAGGAGGACAAGUACAUCAUGACCAAGAAAUUGGUGGAAAAAGUGCGAAAAACGCCGAUACUUCACAUGUUCUGCGGCGAGGUGGACGGCAGCAGGCCGGAGUUGCAGGAGGUAACUCUGUUCUACUUCAUGAGGACGACCCACGACGGUAUACCGAAUUUCGAUUCUUACUCUGAAUGCGACGAGCAAAUGACGCAUUACCUGAUAGUCGGAUCCCUUAAUGGAAAGUUCUUGAUCUCGAUGCACAGAAUGGUCACCCAGGUGUUCAGACCGUUGAUCAAUUCUCAGUUCAGAGGGUCGGAACUCGUGGACAUAUACGAGGAAAAGGAAGAGGUUGAGGAAUCGAGUUUCACGGACAUAGUGGCGGCACGAAGCGCACAGUUCAGGAAGCCGUCGGAAUUUCGAAGGAUGUCGAUAGCGUUGGCGAGGAUAGCGGAGGUGGAGGAGGAAGACGAGGAGGAGGAGUUCGUUUUGCGUCGCUCAACGGCGGUGAGGCGGAGGUUUCCCAAGCCUGAAGUGAGUUUCGAAGAGGAGGAGGAGAAGGAAGUGACCAAGGUGUCGCACAUGAAGGAGAUACGUAUAUCGUUGCAUCAGAAUAAGAACGACUUUUUGUCGUUUCUGGAUAAAUUGACGGCUAGCGUGGAAUGGACGUUGGAGCACAUCGAAGGCGAUAUAUUGCUCACGAUGCCCAAUAUACCCGAACUCGACGAUCCCAACGUUACCGACGAAAUGUUGGAAAAGAACAAAGAGAUAAUCAUGCAACUGGAGGACGUGAUCAUGUUGUGGGGCGUGCAUAUAGAAAAGGUGGUGGAAACGUUUCAAAUGAAAGUGCCGGUCGGUAAAGGGCCGAUAGCCGAGAGCGACUAUUGGAAGGAUCGGGAGAUAGGAUUGUUAAUGUUGGUGGAACAAUUGAAAACGCCUAUGGCGAAAAGGAUAUUGAACGUGUUGAAUAAAAUCAAGUCGACGAUCGCAUCCAACUUUCAAUUUUUCUAUUCGGACCUGUGGAAAACGUACACCGAAGCAAGGGACAACAAUCGGUUCUUGUCCACCAUUUUGAGACAUUUCAAGUUGAUGACGGAGUCGAGUUGCUUCGAAUCGAUCAUGCAAUCCAUCCCCCCCCUGAUGGAAGGGAUAAGAAUGAUCUGGGUGUUGUCCCCGUAUUACUGCGUGGAGGAGAGGAUGGUCAGCCUGAUGGAGAGGAUCUCGUGGCAGUUGUCCCAGAACGUGAUCAAGAAUUUGUCGAUCAACAUGCUGUUCAGGCACUCGUUGGAAACGAUUCUGGAGAAGACGGAGACCGCCUGCACGAUGCUGAGGAGCUGGAAGCAGGCUUACUUGAAGAGCCGCGAGGACAUCGAGAUAUCCGGGAAGGGGAAGCGGUGGGAGUUCGACCAGAAACGGUUGUUCCAGGGGACCGAGUACAUAGCCUCGGUCUGCAACGGUUUGAACCAGAUCGCCAACGUUCUCCAAGACUUCCACAACAUUUUCGGCCCCCACCUGAAGUCGAUCAUCAGCGAUCCAGCCCAGAUCGACACGGUGAUAAAGAGGGUGGACAGGCUGGUGUUGCCUAUACUGAACGCCGAUUACAACAUAUUCGACGAGUUCAACAAGGAGAACUGGGAGGCGACCCUGUCCCUGUUCUUCGAGGAGGUCCACUUCCUCGAGAACGAGGCGAAAUUCUUCCUGGACGAGUGCUUCCACGUGUUGAUAAGCGCGGAGUCGGCCCUCGAGGUGUUGAUGAAGUUCAAGGACGUGAAGACGAGGGCCAGCAUCCACCAACAAUUGAUGAAGAAGUUCGACGUCGUGAUGCAGCAGUUCAGCAAGGAGGUCAGCACCGUCGAGGGGAUAUUCAACAGAGGGAAGCGAAGCCCUCCCCUGUUGAGGAACCAUCCCCCGAUGGCGGGCGCCAUAUACUGGGUCAGGCAGCUGUUCCACCGCCUCAGGAAGCCCGUGCUCACUAUUCAGAACGUGGCCGAACUCAAGUACAGCCACCUGAAGAUCCUAGCCUUCAACCAGUACUACGACCUCUCCAAACAAUUGAAGUCGUACGAGGAGUCCAAGUUCCAACAGUGGAUGGACAAAGCUCAAAUGAUCGUGAUAAACACCAUGAGAAGGAACAUCCUGAUGAUGAUGCGCUCCGACCCUGACAAAGGUCUGCUACCCUUCCCGAUCACCGAGAAACCGGUGACGAAGAACAUCCAAUCGGGCAAUCCGAGGGCGAAGAGCAGGGAGUUCCUUUCGCCCGGCUCGACCCCCCAGGAAUCGGUUCAAAAGGGCGACUACGAGAUGUCGAAGCCGAGCAUCGAGACCGGCAGUUCGGGGAUCACGAGGCUAAGGGAUGGGCAGAGGGGGGGAGGAGGGUUUUCGAGCCACAGGGACCAAAAGUCGGGCACCUCGUCGGAGAAGGGAGGAGGCGGCCACCAUCAAAUAGCCAAGAUCACUUGGACGGAAUUUAUGAGCGGCUCGAUUCUCAUCGAGUGCCAGCUCCGCUUCCAAGUGAACUUCGAUUGGAACUUGUUCGAGAUCAUUCACGAGGCCGAGUUGAUGGAGCAAUUGGGCUUCGAGCUCUCCCCCAUAGUGAAAGAUGCCAGUAUACAGAAAAAUCGGCUGAGGCACGACCUCGAUGUGAUGCAGAAAUUGAUCGACCAGUACAACUCGAUGCUCGAGAAAAUGGAUAAAGCGGACAUAGAAUUAUUGAAGAACACCCUGUUGGACAUCGAGAAGCACAUACAACCCGGAGUGAUGCGUAUAAAUUGGAACUCUUUGAACAUAUCCGAUUACGCCCACGAGUGCGAGAAAUUGUUGAAAAAUUUGAACUCGUUGGUCGAGCAGUUGAAUCACAUAAAGAACGAUCUGGACAACAGGAUAUUCAACGGUUUACAGAAUUACGACCUCUUCUCCCUCCCCAUCAAAUAUUACGACGACGAGAACCAGCUGAUAAUGUUGCUACCCUGCAAGGUGUUCUUUCAAGAAAUACAGGCAAAGAGAACCGAACUGGCCACAGCGAUGUCCGUGAUAUAUCGAUCGACCAGUCCCAUUCUUAUCAAAUUGGAAAGUCUUAUAUUCGGCACGUACACCGGGAAAUGUGCCGCCAUGCAAUUGUAUUACGAGAAGUACGAGAAGAAGAUAUUCUCCGCUUUCAUAACAUGCAUAACCAAGAAUCUCGAGUACUUCAACAAAAAGUUGACGGACAUGAAACCGAUGUUUCAAGUGGACGCUGUCCUGAUAGCCUCGGAGGUGGUGCUGAGACCGUCCCCGACCGAGAUCUACAACAUAAUACUACAGAACGGGAGAAAUUUAUUGGAGCAGGUGAAAUUGUUCCCCAGAUGGAUGAGCGGGACUUGUUUGGAAUGUAAACCGCAAAGGAAGGCCGAGAACGACACGUUCGUGAACUUCACCUUCUUCGAGGAUUUGAUGAGCAUUCAGAUGGUGAACGAUGCGAUAAUAACGAUCCAAAGGACUGCCCAUAAAUUGGCGUUCGAAGCGUGGCAGUAUCUGCAAAGGUGGAGAAAGUACAGCACUCUGUGGUCGUUCGACAAGAAUCUCGCAGCCGAGAAGUACGCGGCUACCCAGCCCACCCUCCACCAAUACGACGAGAAAUUCUCCUUCUACAGCAACAUCCUCGACGAGGUGAUGGAGAUGAACUCCAGCUACAACCUCUAUUCCAUAAGCAUCAACCUGAGCUCCCUCCUCUUCGGCAUCGAGCAACACGCGAAAGAAUGGAAACAAGUGCUAGGUAAUCACCUUCUGAUGCGGACGAUCAACGAGAUGAACGAGUUGCACGUGAUAAUGGACGAUUUAAGGGCCGAGGUCGAGCUGGUGAUCACCGGUCUGAGCCGGUUCACGUCCGUGAUGCAGGCGAUCUCGGACAUAAAGAAGAUGGCCAUCCAAGCGGAAGUUUGCUACACCACGUGCCAGGAGACCUUUCUAGCGUUUCGCAGCCACGGCAUAUCGUUUCCCGAGGACGACGAGCAAGCUGCCUACGAUCUGCAACGCGACUGGGAAUCCCUGUAUCUGGGCGCCUUGUACAGAGCCUCCACCCUCGAGAGCACCUCCGACAGAUUUUCAGGGAUGACCCAGGACCAGAUAUACGACUUCGUCAGGGAGCUCGAGGAGUUCGCCAAGGAUUUCGAGGCGCACGGGCCUGGAAGCGUGGGGGACGAUCUGGAGCUUGGAUUGGUCAAGAUGGAGGAAUACGGGAAAUUGAUCGCGAAGCACGACGAGACGCAUCGUAACCUGGUCAAUUCCGAGAUACUGUUCGACCUUCCGGCUACGGAUUACUCGGUCUUCCUGAAACUGAAGAAGGAUUACGACGGGAUGGAGCUGCUGUUCGAACUGUACAAGGAGCAGAGGGAGAUGAGGGACGUUUGGGCGCAGACCCUGUGGGUGAACCUGAACCCCCAACAGUUGAUCGAGGGCAUGGACCACUUCAUCAGGAUAUUCCGCAAACUGCCGAAAUUCGUGAAGGAGCUGAGCAUCGGGCACGCGUUGGAGGCCAACAUGAAGAGCUUCAAGAAUUCGGUCCCGCUGUUCAUCGAGUUGAAGAACGAGGCGAUGAGGGACAGACACUGGAAACAAUUGAUGACCAAGACCGGACAGUUUUUCGAUAUGGACCCGGAGAGGUUCACCCUGCAGAACAUGUUCGCGAUGGAGCUGGGAAAAUACCAGGAAAUAGCCAAGGAGAUCGUGAUGAACGCCGUGAAGGAGUUGUCCAUAGAGAAGGGUUUGAAAGACCUGGCCGAGGUGUGGAAAAUGUUGGAAUUCACCGUGGUGAAGCAUUACAAGGGCCCCGAGGAUCGCGGAUUCAUCCUGGGUCCGACGGACGAGAUGAAUCAGAUCUUGGAGGACAACAUGAUGAACGUGAACGCGAUGGCCGCGUCCCAGUUCAUCGGCCCGUUCCUCGACACCGUGCAGAAGUGGGAGUCGACCAUGCACACCAUCUCCGAGGUGCUCGAAUUGUGGCUGCAAUUGCAGAAGAGGUGGCUGUACCUCGAGGGUAUUUUCGUGGGCGGCGACAUAAGGAUGCAGCUGCCCGAGGAGGCGAAGAGGUUCGACGACAUCGACAAAUCGUUCAAGAAGAUCAUGAACGACACCUCCAAGAGGUUGAACGUGCUCGAAUGCUGCACGAUCAAGGGUCGGCACGAAGAGUUCGAGUCGAUGAUAAACGCGUUGGACAAGUGUCAGAAAUCGUUGACGGAUUACUUGAACAGCAAACGAGCGGUGUUCCCCCGAUUCACGUUCCUCAGCGACGACGAGCUGUUGAACAUCCUCGGCAGCGGCAUACCGAUCGCGAUCCAAGAGCACGUGGGCAAGAUGUUCGACAAUUUGGACAAAUUCAGGUUCGAGUUGAGCGAGACGGAGCGCGAGAUAGUGACGGCGUUGAUCUCCGCCGAGGAGGAGGUGAUGGAGUUCAGGAACGUGGUGUUGGCCGAAGGGAAUAUAGAGGAGUGGAUGGUGCUCGCGUUGGAGGAGAUGAAGAGGUCGAAUCGGUUCCUCACCAAGAAGGCGGUCUUCAAUUACGGAAAGGUGAGGAGUGGAACACGAGACGUCGCCACGUUUCUCUUCCCUUUCUCUGUCUAGGUGAGGAGGCCAAGAACGGAAUGGAUGCUCGAUUUUCAAGGGAACAUGGUCCUCUGCGCCAAUCAAAUAUGGUGGACCGCCGAGGUCGAGGACGUGUUCGUGAGAAUUUCCCACGGACAGAUGCAGGCGAUGAAGAACUAUUUGAAGCAGUUGAACAAUCAGUUGAACGAGGUGGUGACGUUGAUGGGCGCCGACACGUUGACGAACAACGACAGGAAGAAAUUCGACAUGGUGUUGACCAUCGACGUUCACAUGAGGGACAUCGUGGAAGGUUUCGUCAGGGACAGCAUCAUAGAUCCGUCCGAGUUCGAGUGGGAGAGUCAAUUACGGUUUUACUGGAUUCGCAAUCUGGACAACGUUUGGGUGCACCAAUGCACGGGCGUGUUCGAAUACGGUUACGAGUACAUGGGAUUGAACGGGAGACUCGUGGUCACGCCUUUGACGGAUAGAAUAUACUUGACCAUCACGCAAGCCCUGUCGAUGCAUCUGGGAGGCGCACCCGCGGGUCCCGCUGGGACGGGGAAAACGGAGACCACGAAAGAUUUGGCAAAAGCUCUGGGAUUAUUGUGCAUCGUGACUAAUUGCGGCGAAGGGAUGGAUUACGUGGCGAUAGGGAAGACGCUGGGCGGCCUGGCGCAGUGCGGUGUGUGGGGAUGCUUCGACGAGUUUAACCGCAUCGAUAUAUCGGUGCUGUCCGUCAUCUCCACGCAGCUUCAAACCAUACGAUCCGCUUUGAUAGCGAAAGCGUCCCGAUUCACGUUCGAGGGCGUCGAUAUAGCGCUCGACACGAAAGUUGGCAUAUUCAUCACGAUGAAUCCGGGAUACGCGGGUCGAACGGAACUUCCAGAAUCCGUGAAAGCGUUGUUCAGGCCCGUGGUGUGCAUAGUCCCGGAUAACGAGCUCAUCUGUCAGAUCAAGCUGUUCAGCUCCGGCUUCUUGACCGCCAAAGUCCUGGCCAAGAAAAUGACAGUCCUGUACAAAUUGGCGCGCGAGCAACUGAGCAAGCAGAAUCACUACGACUUCGGGUUGAGGGCGCUCAAGUCGGUGCUCAAUAUGGCCGGCCACUUGAAAAGGACUUCCGGCGACUUGUCCGAGAAUCUGGUGCUGAUGAGAGCGCUACGAGACAUGAAUCUUCCUAAAUUCAUCUUCGACGAUGUCCCGCUCUUCCUUGGAUUAAUAGCCGAUCUGUUCCCCGAGCUCGACUGUCCCAGGGUUCAUUAUCCCGAUUUUAACGACGCCGUUGACCACGUGAUACAAGAGCAAGGUUACGUGCACUUGCCCGAACAGGUCGAUAAAGUGAUUCAACUGUACGAAGUGAUGAUGACGAGGCACUCGACGAUGAUAAUCGGGCCAACAGGAGGCGGGAAAACCGUCGUAAUCGAAACGCUUUGCAAAGCGCAAACUCGGCUCGGCAUGCCUACCAAACUCUACACCUUGAACCCGAAGGCGUGUACCGUGAACGAGUUGUACGGCGUGUUGGAUCCGGAUACGCGCGACUGGACGGACGGCCUGUUGAGCAAAAUUUUUCGAGAGGUGAACAAACCGUUGGACGACAAGAACAAGAGCGAGAAGAGAUACAUUCUGUUCGACGGUGACGUGGACGCCCUCUGGAUCGAGAAUAUGAAUUCCGUGAUGGAUGACAACAAAUUACUCACUCUGGCCAAUCAAGAGAGAAUCAGAAUGCUGAGCCAUUGCAGCCUAUUGUUCGAGGUAGGCGACCUGCAGUACGCUUCGCCGGCCACCGUGUCCAGGGCAGGUAUGGUGUACGUGGAUCCGAAGAAUCUGGGCUAUCACCCUUACAUGAACAAAUGGAUACGUAGUAAGAGCGAAUCGGAUCAGGAGACGUUGACCGCGAUGUUCGAGAAAUACGUGGAUGGAGCGAUUACGUACAUUAUAGAUGGAUUGUUCGGAUUGCAGCAGCUCAAACCGCUUAAGAUGAUUAUACCGCAAACCGGAUUGAACAUGGUAGUUCAACUUUGCUACGUGUUCGAUGCCCUUCUCGUGGUUUUGGAUACUGAAUUGGCCUCUCUUCUCAAAAUCGAGGUAGAGGAAGAAAUAAAAAUGGAACCACAAUACACUAGGCAGGAAUGUUUCGAAGCGAUGUACAUUCAAGCUCUGUACUGGUCCUUGGGAGCCUCCCUGGUCGUAGAAAAUAGACCCGAGUUCGACGAUUAUAUAAAGAAAACUUGCGGUUUCAUGCUUGUCCAGGACACCAUUGAAAAACCAGCUACUGUGCGAUACAUUCCCGUGACGAAUAAAUUGUUGUACGAUUACUUUUUGGACUUGAAACAAAAUAUCUGGGUCCCAUGGACGUUAAAGGUUCCCGAAUAUGUACACGACAGGAAGAAACAUUUUUCCGACAUCCUAGUUCCUACUAUGGACACUUUGAGAACUACGUGGUUCGUUCAAAUAAUGAACGAACGAGAACGACCAGCACUUUUGGUCGGAGAGACCGGUACCUCGAAGACUGCUAUCAUUCACGAGUUUCUUCGACACUUGAGCGCUGAAAAAUAUAAUCAACUCAUGAUAAAUUUCUCGUCGAGAACGACUUCGAUGGACGUGCAAAGAAAUAUAGAGGCUGCCGUGGAGAAAAGAACGAGAGAAACUUACGGGCCACCUCCUGGUAAAAAACUGUUGAUCUUUAUCGACGACAUGAACAUGCCAUUGGUGGACACUUAUGGCACUCAGCAGCCAAUCGCUUUUCUCAAAUUCUUAUUCGAAAAAGGUGGCUUUUACGAUCGUGGAAAGGAUCUUUCCUUGAUGUACAUGAAAGACAUGUGUUAUUUGGCUGCAAUGGGAAAACCGGGUGGAGGAAGGAACGAGGUGGAUCCAAGAUUCGUCUCCAUGUUCUCCAUCUAUAACGUCGUAUUUCCCGCGGACGAGACCCUCGAUUACAUCUACACGAGUAUUCUGGUCGGACAUCUGCAGAUAUUUUCAGAGGAAGUGCGAGAAAUCGCGGUGACUUUAGUGCAAAUUACUUUGCAACUUUAUAAGAUAGUUUUGGCUGAGCUAUUACCAACACCGAACAGAUUCCAUUAUAUUUUCAACAUGCGAGAUUUGUCGAGGAUCAUGGCGGGUCUUCUUCAAUCCCAUCCCGAUUAUUUGCCAACGGUGAAACAGAUCGUUAGACUUUGGAGAAACGAGUUCAUCAGAAUUAUAUGCGAUCGUUUGAUAAACGAAAACGAUACGAAAAUUGUAACCGAUCAUAUACAGAAAAAGAUCGAAGAAUAUUGGGAAGAGGAUCGUAAAGUGAUAGAAUACGCGAUGAGGGAUCCGUUGCUGUUCGGUGAUUUUCGAAACGCGAUUAACGAGGACGAGCCAAGAUUCUACGAAGAUCUGUUGGAUUACGAAGCUGUCUACAGUUUGUUCUUGGAGAUUUACGAGGAUUACAAUGAAAGAAACGUGAGCAAAUUGCACAUGGUCCUUUUCAACGACGCGCUCGAGCAUCUGACCAGGAUACAUCGUGCCCUCAGGAUGCACAAAGGCCACGUUCUGGUGAUCGGUAUAGGCGGAAGUGGAAAGAAGUCGGUGAUCAAAUUGGCAGCGUACGCGGCAGGUUUUCGAACAUUUCAAAUUAGCCUCGCUCGAGGCUACAACGAGCCCGCGUUUCGCGAGGACAUGAAGAAUUUGUACAACAUUGUUGGCGUGGACAACAAAAAGAUCGUGUUUUUAUUCACCUCCGCUCACAUUAUCGAUGAAAGUUUCUUGGAGCUGGUGAACAACAUGUUGCUGACUGGAGUGGUACCGGCUUUGUUCACGGACGAGGAGAAGGACGAAAUAAUUCAUUCUUGCAGGAAUCAAGCGGUAGAGGCUGGCUUUGGCGUCACCAAAGAAAACGUGUGGUUGUAUUUCGUGAAAACGAGCCUUCAAAAUUUACGAAUAGCACUUUCGAUGAGUCCGUCGGGAGAUUUGUUAAGGACAAGGUGUCGAAGUUAUCCCGGCCUGGUUAGCAGUACUACCAUAGACUGGAUGUUCCCUUGGCCCGAGCAAGCAUUGGUUUCCGUGGCUAAUGUCACUCUUAGCGAUAAUCCAAACGUACCGGAAAGUUUCAGAGAUGUUAUAGUGGAACACAUGGUGCUCACCCAUAGAUCCGUGUGCGAGUACACACUGGAUUUUCAAUUAAAAUUGCGGCGAAGAAACUACGUGACGCCUAAACAUUACCUGGAUUUUAUAAAUGUCUUUCUAAACCUUUUGGUGGAAACGAAGAAUUACAUAAAUUCGCAAUGCAAUCGACUUUCCGGAGGUCUGCAAAAGAUCGCCGAGGCUUCGAUGACUUUGAACGAGUUAAACGAGAUUCUAGCCGUGCAAAGAGUAAAAGUAGCCGACCAGACGAGGAAUUGCGAGCAAUUGUUGGCUUCUAUAGGAGAAAGUACGGAUAUCGCGAUGGAGAAAAAGCAGUUCAGCGAGAAGGAGAGGCAGGCGAUAGAAGUACAGAGAAAGAUCAUUACCAAGGAAGAGACUGAAGCCAAAGAGGCGUUGGCCGAAGCGCAACCUGCCCUGGACGCGGCCCGAUUGGCCCUUGGAGAACUCGAUAAAGCGGACAUCACCGAGAUAAGAUCGUUUGCAACGCCGCCUGAACCCGUACAGAUCGUCUCGGAAUGCGUGGCGAUUCUACGAGGCGUGAAAGAAAUCUCUUGGAAGAGUGCGAAAGGAAUGAUGAGCGAUCCAGCGUUUCUGAGACAAUUGCAAGAGAUGAAUUGCGACAAGAUCACUUUGAAGCAGCAGCAAGCUGUUAAAGCGCAUCUGAAGAAGACCACGAAAUUGGAUCAGAUGCAAUACAUCAGCAAAGCAGGAUACGGCUUGUACAGAUUCGUGCUCGCUGUGCUGGACUACUGUGCCGUUUUCAGAGAGGUUAAACCAAAGAUAGACCGAGUUAAGGAAUUGGAGGCCGAGUCGGAACGAGCUCGAAAAGCUUUGGAAAAGGAGGAACGAGAAUUACGAAGGCUGGAAAAAACCAUCACAGAGUUAAACGCGAAAUACGAGAAAGCUAUGGAGGAAAGGCAAAAGUUGCAGGAGGAGACCGAUCUGCUUCAGAGACGUUUGAUAGCCGCUGAUAAGUUGAUCAGCGGAUUGUCCUCCGAAAACGAGCGAUGGAAAAAAGAUUUGGAGGACCUGAAAAUUCAGAUAGAGAAGAUCAUUGGAAAUUGUCUUCUCUCCGCUGGAUUUCUCGCUUAUUGCGGUCCAUUCUCGUACGAGUAUAGAAAUCACAUGGUAUACGAGGAUUGGUGGAACAGUAUAGUGAGUAAGGAGAUCCCUUUCAUGGAUACGUACAAGAUUCAAACGGAACUGACUAACGACGUUGAAAUUAGCAAAUGGACAUCCGAGGGUCUACCACCGGACGAGCUCUCCGUGCAAAACGGAAUUCUAACCUUGAGGGCAUCGAGAUUCCCCGUCUGCAUCGAUCCUCAGCAACAAGCUCUGAAUUGGAUCAAAAAGAAGGAGCACAAGCAUUUGAAGAUUCUAUCGUUUACCGAUCCAGAUUUCUUGAAACAGGUGGAACUGGCGAUAAAAUAUGGUCUACCGGUUCUCUUCCAGGACGUCGAUGAAAUUGAUCCAGUGUUGGAUAAUGUCCUGUCCAAGAAUAUACAGAUUAUAGGAGGUAGAUCGUUCGUCCUUCUCGGUGAUAAAGAAGUGGAUUACGACCCGAAAUUUCGAAUGUACCUUACCACCAAGAUGUCGAAUCCUAUAUUCGAUCCUGCUGUAUACUCCAAGGCCACAGUGAUCAAUUACAUGGUGACGUUAGGGGGGUUGGAAGACCAAUUAUUGUCGGUGGUCGUUCGAACAGAGAGGCCAGACAUCGAGGAGCAACGCGAAUCUCUGAUCGCCGAGACCAGCGAGAACAAGAAUCUUCUCCAGCAACUGGAAGACAGUUUACUUCUGGAAAUAGCAACGAACACGGGAAACAUGCUGGAUAAUAUCGAGCUGAUCGAAACUUUGGAAAAUACGAAAGCCAGCGCCGAGGAGGUGAUGAGAAAAUUGUAUCUCGCCGAAGUUACAGCCAUUGACGUGAACAAGCUUCGAGAUGGUUAUCGAUCGGUAGCUCAAAGAGGAGCGAUACUCUUCUUUGUUCUGGCGGAUAUGGCCACGGUUAACUCGAUGUAUCAAUACUCUUUGAUCAGUUACGUGGAGGUGUUUAUUUAUUCGUUGAGAAAAGCACUUCCGGAUCCGACGUUGCAACGUCGUCUGCAGAAUAUCAUCCCAAUGUUAACGAAAAAUGUUUACGAUUACGGGUGCACGGGAAUCUUCGAGAAGCAUAAAUUACUGUUCUCGUUCCAAAUUUGCACAAAGUUGGAACAAAGUAUAAACAACAUGACCCAACAACAAUUGGAAUUUUUCAUCAAAGGAUGUAUCAGUUUGGAGAAGGCGCCUAAGGUUAAUCCCACGGAAUGGUUGCCAGCUUCUGGAUGGGCCGAUUUGCUGAAACUGAGUACCGAUUUCUCGGAAAAGUUUGGAAAUAUCGCUGAUGAACUCGGUACGCAUACGGAUCAAUGGCAAAUAUGGUACGAUAUGGAUUCCCCGGAAUCCGUGGAAUUUCCCCUAGAUUAUUCCAAAAAGUUAAAUCCUUUCGAGAAACUCAUGUUGAUGAGAUGUUUUCGCGUCGAUCGAGUUUAUCGAAGCAUCGUCAAUUACAUCACCGAGAUCAUGGGAGAAGAAUACAUUACCCCUCCGCACAUCAGUUUCGAGUUAAUCUUCGAACAGAGCACACCCACGAUGCCUAUCGUUUUCAUCCUAAGCCCUGGAUCCGAUCCAACCUCGGAACUAAUGAAAUUGGCGGACAAAUACGGCUGUGGCGGUGGAAGAUUUAAAUAUUUGUCCCUUGGCCAGGGCCAGGAAAUUACCGCAAAAGAGUUGCUGGAGGGUGCUGUUGCUAGAGGACAAUGGCUCAUGCUGCAAAACUGCCAUCUACUCUUGAGUUUCACCAAAGAUUUGGAAAAAUUGUUGGAAAACAUCGGAAAGCCUCAUCCAGAUUUUCGUUUGUGGCUCACUACCGAUCCAACUCCCAAUUUUCCUAUUGGAAUACUGCAACAAUCUUUGAAAGUGGUCACGGAACCACCCAGUGGAUUGAAGUUGAAUCUCGAAAGUACCUAUUUAAAAAUGAGACCGCAAGUGCUGGAAAGUUGCACUCAUCCCGCUUACAAACAUAUAAUUUACGUGUUGGCUUUCUAUCACGCGGUCGUUCAAGAGAGAAGGAGGUACGAUAAGAUUGGCUGGAACAUAAAUUACGAUUUCAAUGAGUCGGAUUUCAACGUGUGCACCAUUAUUCUGGACACAUAUUUAACCAAAGCGAUUCAAACGAAUGAUACCAAACUUCCUUGGAACAGCUUAAAGUAUUUGAUCGGUGAAGUAAUGUACGGUGGACGAGUAAUAGAUUGCUACGAUCGUCGAGUAUCCGAGACUUAUAUGGACGAAUAUUUUGGAGACUUCCUUUUCGACAGCUUUCAGCCUUUCCAUUUUUACGUGGACGAAGAAUUCGAUUACGUGAUACCACCAGAAGGGGAUCGUGAUGAUUAUCUUGAAUAUAUCGAUCAAUUGCCGCUUGUCAAUACUCCGGACGUGUUUGGAUUGCAUCCAAAUGCCGAAAUUGGUUAUUUCACUCAAGCCGCGAAAGAAAUGUGGAUCAAUCUUAUAGAACUGCAGCCCCAAACUGAAGUUAGUGCGACUGGAAUAAGCAAAGACGAAUUUAUCGAUAAUCUUGCGAAAGAUAUAUUGGAUAAAAUCCCUGUCGAGUAUGACAUUAAUAAAGUGAGAAAAAGUUUUGGACCAACCGUAACGCCAACCUCGAUCGUUCUUCUUCAAGAAUUGGAGAGAUUUAAUAAACUGAUCAGCAUGAUGAAAAGAUCAUUGAUUCAACUGAGGAAAGCUAUCGCUGGAGAAAUCGGAAUGGAUAUGACUCUUGAAAAUAUAGCCACAGCGUUAUAUAAUGGUGUACUACCAAGCCAAUGGGCCAUGUUAGCACCAGAUACAAAGAAAACAUUGGCUGGAUGGAUAGAACACUUUGAGAAGAGGAUACAACAAUACAAUAGUUGGGCUGCUACGGGCGAACCUAUAGUUCUUUGGUUAGCUGGCCUGCACAUCCCAGAGACUUACUUGGCAGCCCUUGUGCAAAUGGCCUGCCACAGAAACAAUUGGUCUUUGGAUCGUUCUCUCAUCUAUACAGCAGUGUCCAAAUUCACCAAACCCGAAUAUAUAGAAGAUAAACCUGAUCAGGGUUGUUACGUAAGUGGAUUAUAUUUGGAAGGAGCCAGAUGGGAUUUAAAUGAACAAUGUCUGAAAAGAUCGCUUCCAAAAAUCUUGAUAGAAGAAUUACCGAUAUUAAUCAUCAUUCCAAUCGAGGCUCAUAGACUCAGGCUUCAGAAUACUUUUAGAACACCAGUAUAUACCACGUCUAAUAGAAGAAAUGCUAUGGGAGUAGGUUUAGUUUUUGAAGCAAAUCUCGCCACAGCGGAACACAUCUCUCAUUGGGUGUUGCAAGGAGUUUGUUUGAUAUUAAAUACCGAUUAAACGCGAUUAGGAUUACAGUGAUAUUAAUUACUUUUUUUUACAAUGAAACAAUAUAAAGACGUCAUGUACAGUAGACAUCCUUCUAAUAAUAUUUAAAAAAAUCUUUCUAAAAAUAUCCCCCAUUGUAUUACAUUUAUCCAAUUUCAUAUACAACAGAAAAUAUAUACAUAUAUAAUACAUAUA
Molecule: messenger RNA, 14373 nt
Organism: Apis cerana (Asiatic honeybee)
Lineage: Eukaryota; Metazoa; Arthropoda; Insecta; Hymenoptera; Apidae
Product: Dynein heavy chain at 89D
Biological process (GO): microtubule-based movement
Cellular component (GO): dynein complex
Molecular function (GO): ATP binding; dynein light intermediate chain binding; minus-end-directed microtubule motor activity
Source: RefSeq, a predicted model, not a curated record